Molecule: messenger RNA, 1962 nt
Organism: Suricata suricatta (meerkat)
Lineage: Eukaryota; Metazoa; Chordata; Mammalia; Carnivora; Herpestidae
Gene: DBF4B
Product: DBF4 zinc finger B
Exons: 13
Coding region: 149-1840 (563 amino acids)
Biological process (GO): positive regulation of nuclear cell cycle DNA replication; regulation of cell cycle phase transition
Cellular component (GO): nucleus; Dbf4-dependent protein kinase complex
Molecular function (GO): zinc ion binding; nucleic acid binding; protein serine/threonine kinase activator activity
Source: RefSeq, a predicted model, not a curated record
GGCGCCUGGAGACUGGUGGUGUUCUUGCCGGGAGACCACGGGCGCUCGGUCGUUUGAAAAGGCUCAUGGAGCCCGCGAAUAUACCACGGGGACCUUGAGGAGGGAGCCAAGAAAGGGCGACGGCAAAUUCUCUGAGCAGCGGAGUUCUAUGGCUGAGAGUGGUCUCCGGGCUCCGGUCGUAGGGGCUCAGCUGGAAGCUUCCAGUGGUCUGGAAAAAUGCCGGAAGAACUCUGCAGAUGCUGGGAGGCAGCCCUUCUCUGGAAAGUCCUUUUAUCUGGAUCUGCCUGCUGGCAAGAGUCUCCAGUUUUUGACGGGGGCCAUCCAGCAACUGGGUGGGGUAAUUGAGGGUUUUCUGAGCAAAGAAGUAAGUUACAUCGUGUCCAACCGCAGGGAAGUGAAGGCAGAGAGCGGUGGGACAGGCCACAGAGGCUGUCCCAGCCGGGUCAAGGUGCAGACACCGUCCACGGCCCAUCCAAAGUGCGGCCACCCCGGGCCUCCACAGAAACCCGCAGACUCGGUGCCUUUGAGCAGGGGGAAGGAGCUGCUGCAGAAAGCCAUCAGAAACCAGGGGAGCGGCGGCGGCGGAGGUGGUGGGAGCAGCAGCAGUCUCCUGACCAGUGCCCGCUCCUGGGGAGUGAGGAUCCUGCAUGUGGACGAAAUGAUGAUGCACGUGCAACAGCUGUCUCUUGAUGCCUUGCGUGUGAAGAAACGGGGGCCAAAGAAGAAGCCAGAGGGAAUGUGUCCAGCAGAGUCAAGAACACGGAAAGUGGCCAGGCUGAAGGCGCCAUUCCUCAAAAUCGAAGAUGAGAGCAGGGAGUUUCGUCCUUUCCACUAUCAGUUUAAAUCCUUUCCUGAAAUUUCUUUUCUGGGACCCAAAGAUGGAAGCCCUUUUGAGGCCCCGAUGACCCGGCGCAGCUCACGUGGUACCAGAGAGCCCGAGGACCGAGAGCCCAGCCCGCGGUCGGCCACCCGCACCCAGCCCAGGAGGAGGAAGGGCUUCUGUGAGUGCUGCCGAGAGGCCUUUGAGGAGCUCCACGCGCAUCUCCAGAGCGCCCAGCACCAGGGCUUUGCCCUAGAAGCCCACCCGUAUGCAGAAGUCGAUCGGGUCAUUGCCCAGCUCAGCCACAGCUUGGUGGACACCCCCUUCCGGGCCGGCUCCCCCAGGCAGCUGGGCUCCCCGUGUUCAGAUCGUGACCUGCUGUGUCCCGAGACUCCACCACCUGGCCGGCCCUGCCAUCCCAGGGCAGCACCUCCCAGGAUGAAAGAGGAAGACGUGUGCCAGGCCUCAGGCACCCCAGAGCAGGCUGGGACGGCGGGCAGCAAGAAGGCACCUGAUGAGCCCAUGGGGGCUGGCAAGAUGCUGGGACCACUAGCAAGCUGCCAGGAACUGGGAGAGUCAGUUGACGUCAUUGCAGACCCCCCAGAGACACCAGUGUCCCGGAGCCCUGCACACCAGUGCCUCCUGACAAGCUCUGGUUCUACAGAACUCUCUGGCCCGGAUGUGGCGCUUGUUGGCCACAAGCGGAAGAUGCAGCUCCCCAGUGGCAAUCCUGAAAAGAGGUCAGGGGUCUCCCGGCCACAGGCCUCAUUCUUUGUUCCAAGAGCCACCAGCCCUUGCGGCGCCAGGACAGCCAGUGGCAGGCACCCUGUCUCCCUUCCCCCUCCAGACUGUGAGUACAGGCCUCUUGUCCCUCUCUUCCCCUGGUGCCACCCAGAGACCUGCCUCCCCCUCUCCACAGAUGGGCCAGCGGAGGGCUGGACCACACAGCCCCCUUGGCCAGGGGAAGAGAGCCCCCCACGAUCUGAGGGUUCUGAGUGUCCUGCCACUGGCCCUGGCUGACCAGCUCCCCUGCUGCCCUGUGGCUCCAGGCCAACUGUCAGCCCACCUGCACUCAGCAGCUGACUGACGUGCAGCCUGCAGGAGGGCCUGCAGAGAGCCAGUCUACCUCUGUUCCCUGCUCU